Messenger RNA from Magallana angulata, 1217 nucleotides. RefSeq lists its product as uncharacterized. The transcript has a single exon. Gene Ontology annotation, biological process: vesicle-mediated transport; intracellular protein transport. Gene Ontology annotation, cellular component: cytoplasm. Bases 101 to 736 code for a protein of 211 amino acids. Gene Ontology annotation, molecular function: GTP binding; GTPase activity. Lineage: Eukaryota; Metazoa; Mollusca; Bivalvia; Ostreida; Ostreidae. The record is from RefSeq and is a predicted model, not a curated record.
UGUUACUUAUUUUGCAAUCAUUGUUGACGUGGAGGAAAUGACAAUGUUAUGAUUGUGUAUAUUAUAAGAAGACAACUGGAAUAUCCUUUAAUUCAUAAUAAUGGGGAACCUAAAUUACGCUUUUUGUCGCCGAAAGCCAGUACGGGUGUUAUUGCUUGGUUUAGACGCCGCGGGGAAAACAACCAUUCUUUAUCACUGUGUUUUGGGGAAAGUUGUUACUACAAUACCAACGAUUGGGUUUAACGUUGAAACUUGUAAGGUCAACGAUUCAGAAGUGACGGUUUGGGAUGUAAGUUCUCGAGGCAAAAUAAGACCCCUAUGGAGACACUACUACCCAAACACCCAGGGAAUUGUGUAUGUUGUUGACAGUACCGAUAGUGACAGAAUGACAGAGGCUAAAGAGGUACUUCAUGACAUUUUGGGUGAAGACGAACUGAAUGGUGUACCUGUCGCCAUAGCUCUCAAUAAAAGAGAUCUGAAAAACUGUAUGACGAAAGAGGAAAUGGAGAAGAUGUUAGAUGUGAGUGAAAUCCAAAAAAACAGACCUUGUCGAGUAUUUCUGACCACGGUUUACCCGACAGAGGAGAUUCAGACGGAACUUAUGAAUCUGUUCGAAUGGAUUAGUGAAGAGCCGACAGACGAAAGUAAAGAAUCUUCGACGAAACAUAAAAAUGACCCUUUCUCGUCCUACUUUUGGACACCUUUGAUGAAAAUGAAAGGCAUGAUGUUUGAAUGACAAGUUUUAAACAGUUAACAUUUUUACUCGUUGAGUAUGUAUAGUAUCAAACUCGGAACUAACUGUGAUAUGUUGAUUUAUUGUUAAUAUUUUAUUUUUUUUUAUAUUGGUAUAAAUUUUAUAUUCUUAAGAAUGUCGUUUGUGUUUUAACGUAUGUUCUGAGGAUUGGAAUUAUUUCAGUUCUCAAGUACGUACUUAAUAUGUAGUGUUAGACUAUUCGACCUUAUCAGUUUUUUUUUAUAUUCUACCUGACUUCUACACUAAAAAGAAGAUGAGUGAAUAAGGCUUGUAAAGUGCCCAUAUGAGGAAUGAUUAGAUACUGCAAAAUUAAAACAUCAUUAAAUCUGAUCUAUUUUUUUAAAUAUUAAAUAAAAAGUGUAUAUUUAACGUAACAUCGGUUUGUAGCCCUUAAGUAUUUUAAAUGCUUGUAAUAUGUUGAUUUAAACUGGCGUAUGCGUGUCAAAACCUCCAAAUAGUUUUU